CGCAGACCGACAGGAAAUAUGCCCAGAUCACGGAGAUCACGUCUUGUUACGCUUGCUCAGACCGACAAGAAGGGACGAGAUGGAAAGGUCGCUUUGUACUCGUCCAUCCAGGCUGCUUUAGACGAAUUCGAAUACGCCUGGGUGUUUGACGUUGCAAAUAUGCGGAACACGUACUUAAAACGUGUUCGUGAUGACUGGAAGGGCAGUCGGAUCUUUAUGGGAAAAACAAAAGUCAUGGCCAAGGCUUUGGGCUACACGCCCGAGGAGGAGCAUGCAGAAAAUGUCAGCAAGCUGACCAAGUUGCUCCACGGCAGCGUUGGUCUUUUGUUCACCGACAGUAAGCCCGAGGAGGUCAAGGGCUACUUUGAAUCUUUUGUUCAAAACGAUUAUGCUCGUGCUGGAGCCAUUGCUCCUUUCAGCGUUAUCAUUCCCGAGGGUCCUGUAUACUCUCGCGCUGGCCAGAUUCCCGUCGAGGAUGAUAUUCUGUUGGCCCACACUCUCGAGCCUCAGGUUCGUCAGUUGGGCAUGCCAACUACAUUGAAAAACGGCGUGGUUACCCUGCUGACAGACUUCACUCUGGCCAAGGAGGGAGAACCACUCGAUAGUCGCCAAACACGCCUUCUUAAGCUGUUUGGUAUCACAGCUGCCGAGUUCAAGGUCAAGCUGUUGGGCUACUACGUGAAGAAAACGUCUACUGUUGAGUACAUCGACAAUGGCGAUGCCAGCGACGACAAGGUCAUGGCUUAAAAUGUUAAUUUUGUUAACCGAGGGCAUGUGAACAGACUCUAGUUGAACAGCUGGGACCAGCCAGGGCCAGCUGGAAUUUCAUUCAUACUUUUUGUUUUGGGAGACUUGAGAAAUGUGGGGUUACGGGAAGUUUAAAAAAAUGCGCAACAAUCUUAGAUAAGCUUAUACGAGACAAGGUUCGCUUAGACAAAUUAAGAUUCUUUAAUUUUCGUUUAGAUAUACCACUCUAAUACAACUUGUAACUAUCGCACACA
Molecule: messenger RNA, 1001 nt
Organism: Schizosaccharomyces japonicus yFS275
Lineage: Eukaryota; Fungi; Ascomycota; Schizosaccharomycetes; Schizosaccharomycetales; Schizosaccharomycetaceae
Product: mRNA turnover protein MRT4
Exons: 2
Coding region: 19-747 (242 amino acids)
Biological process (GO): rRNA processing; ribosomal large subunit assembly; ribosomal large subunit export from nucleus
Cellular component (GO): nucleolus; cytoplasm; preribosome
Source: RefSeq, a predicted model, not a curated record